Messenger RNA from Babjeviella inositovora NRRL Y-12698, 1035 nucleotides. RefSeq lists its product as uncharacterized. Bases 1 to 1035 code for a protein of 344 amino acids. The record is from RefSeq and is a predicted model, not a curated record. The transcript has a single exon. Lineage: Eukaryota; Fungi; Ascomycota; Pichiomycetes; Serinales.
AUGGCAAAACAAUUCCGAGCAAAACGGACCUAUACCUUGGGCAUCCCGCCAGAAAUUAUUGUACCAGUCAUUCUUCUCUUUACCCAAGUCCUCUCCUCCCUUAUUGUGAUACAGGUUAUAAUCCUCUUCCACAUACGCAAUGUCAUUGUGAGGAUCAUCAAAUGGGUCCAAGCGGGGUCGUUGCAUGUGUUGCGGCUCCCUUUAGUUAUUUUACUUGUCUUAAUUUGGUUCGCGUAUAUGAUUUCCAGUGGCAUUGAAGGAAUCAUGCGCAAGUCUGAGACCCAAAGCGUCGAUCAGCCGCUUGAGUUUGGGAUAGUCAUGAAUUUGUUUUGGAGCCAGCAUCCGAUCAGCCAUUCGAGGGGUUUGGUUCAGUUGAGGGUUCCUAGGAAUUUUGUUGUUAUAGAUUCCUUAAUCGAUGUAUCAGAAAUGAAAUCAGAAGUGGAACCACCGUUGGUGGAUGGUGUUAAAAAUGUCCCACCCGCAGCAAUUAGCCCAGUUGAAACCGCAGCUUCUAAAUGGAAAAUAAAGGGCAAGUUUGGAAAAAACCGGAAUCUGAGGCAUUCAGAUUCUCUGCAGCCUCCCGAGAUCCAGCAGCAUGGAGAAACCCCUGCCGAUCAAAGCUCACACCGUCGCUUCUCCUUCAUCAAGCAUUGGCACGAAUCACUGAGGAGAUCUCAUCGACACACAUCCGCUGGGAACCCGAGCGUCCCCGCUGCUAAUUCCAGUACAGCCAAAACUUUCGAUAGCGACCCUCAAAUAGGACAGGUGGAUGUAGAUGGAGAGAGGGACUCUUUCAUGAAUUCACUCCGACUUUCGGGAACAUCUUUGGAUGGUAAAGAGGUUACACCGGAAAACAGUGCCAGGUCAAAGCACGAAUUGCGUCUUGUAAAACAGAGAAAGCACAGUAUGGUGAAUGGGAAUAGUGCCAAGGCUUUUGUUAAGGUAGCUGGAGGAAACAGUUCUGAAUCCAUGGUGGAAGUGUUGAGUGCCGUCAGGGGAGCUGCUAAAUUUCAAAACUUUGGGAACCAGGGCUAA